Molecule: messenger RNA, 3173 nt
Organism: Pezoporus occidentalis (night parrot)
Lineage: Eukaryota; Metazoa; Chordata; Aves; Psittaciformes; Psittacidae
Gene: NAALADL2
Product: N-acetylated alpha-linked acidic dipeptidase like 2
Exons: 17
Coding region: 663-2996 (777 amino acids)
Source: RefSeq, a predicted model, not a curated record
CGGUACCGGCACCCCGUCCCCUGGGUAGGAGGCCAGUGUGUCGGUGUGUUGCUGCCGCGGAGCCCGGCUAUCAGCCGGGGCUGGUCCUCACGCCAGAGCUGCCGGCAGUGGGGAAAACUUUGUCAAAGCGCGGCAGCUUGGUGGGUGUUUGUCUGCAAGUAACGCUCAACUCGGUAAAAAAACUGUAGCUCCGAGCCACCCUGGCGGGCUCGGCGGCUGCUCCGCCUGUCCCGCCCCGCCCCACGGCGCGGUGAGGUGCAGGGGAACCGCGUCCCUCGCUAAUUGAUCCGUCGGUGCCGCCCGCUAACGAGGAGGUGCCGGUGGUGAGGCCUGAGCACGCUGCGACGUGCAGUGUAACAGAUCUGUUGUCUGGACAUUGGAAAUAGCUUUGGUUGUGGGCUUCUUCCUGUUGACCCAGGAGUGUUAAUGUUGAGGCCAGAUUGAAAAUAUGUCUUCGUGAAAAAGUCUUGAAAAAACUGAUCCCACUUUGGCUGUAAGAAAGUUGAAGAAAUGUUGACAUUUACUGGAGACAAAAGUAUCUUCCAAAUAGAAGCUGCCUGUUUAAAAAAAAAACAUAUUUUUAUGGAGCAAUGUUACAUUAUUUUUUGUUGUAAUUGUAUGAAAAUCGUAACUUUUAAAUACUUACAAGUAUCUAUAAAAAGAUGGCCUAUCACAAAGUAAAUGCAGACCAGAGAGCACAGGGUCAUUCUCCAUACCUUGACAACGAUGAGCUCCAAGCUACAGCACUGGAACUGGAAUGGGACAUGGAAAAAGAGCUGGAGGAGCCUGGCUUUGACCAUUUCCAACUGGAUGGUGCAGUCCAGCAUCACCUGGGAAACUCACAGAGCCCUGACCUUGAUCUUGAGCCCAUCCAGCCUUCAUCUUCUCCAAAAGGAAGAUUCCAGCGGCUUCAGGAAGACCCCGACUAUAUCUCGCACUAUACGAGACAGGCACCAAAGAGUAACCGCUGCAGUUUUUUUCAGAUACUGAAAGUAUUUUGCACUGCUUUGAUUUUAUUUAUUUUUGGAAUUCUGAUAGGAUAUUAUGCACGCAAGAAAUGUGCUUCUCCCUCACCAUCUCAAGAACCAAAUAACGCUCAUACCUACCAUGAAAUUCUCAAGGAAAUCAAAGCUGAACAUAUUCAGCAGAUUUACAGAGAUCUGUUACAGUUCCCUAGAGAAGAUGAUGUAGACAUUGCAAUGAAAAUUCUGGUUCAGUGGCGUUCCCAAGGUCUUGAAGAUGUCCGGCUGGUAAAUUACUCUGUUUUGCUUGACCUACCGGGCUCUUCUUCAAACACAGUAACUCUGAAAAACAGCGGUGAAUGCUUUUAUCCUAGUGGGCAACAGUGCAACAGAGAGACCAAAACACUUCAUAGCCAAGACCUCCUGUACUCGUAUGCAGCUUACUCUGCCAAAGGAACUCUUGAGGCAGAGCUUGUUGAUGUACAGUAUGGGACUGUGGCAGACUUGAUCCGGAUUCAAGCCAUUACAAAUGUGACCAAAAAAAUUGCACUUUUGAAGCUAGGACAAUCACCUUUGCUUUAUAAGCUUUCUCUGUUAGAAGAUGCAGGGUUUGGUGGUGUUCUCCUUUAUGUUGAUCCUUGUGACUUACCAAAGACUACAGAUCUUACCGAUAAAGCAUUUAUGGUUUCCUUGAAUGGUGGAGGAGAUCCAUCAACACCUGGUUAUGCCAGUAUUGAUGGAAGCUACAGACAAAAUCGACUGAACCUCACAACAUUGUUAGUACAACCAAUUUCUGCAGUGCUUGCCAAAAAACUCAUUUCCUUACCUGAGGACACUGUCCAAAAAGAUAGGUGUAUACCCCUCCAAUGGCCAGCAGCAGGCAAAAAAAUAAUCAGUCUGAAUAUUCAGUCAGUCACAACUUACAAGACAAUUUCUAAUGUUAUUGGAUAUUUAAAAGGGACCGUAUUUCCCGAUAGAUACAUCAUCAUUGGUAGUCAUCACAACAGUUUGAAUAUUUACAGUGGACAAGAAUGGGCCAGUAGCACUGCUAUCAUCACAGCAUUUAUACAAGCCUUGACACUGAAGGUUAAGAAAGGCUGGAGACCUGACCGGACCAUUGUUUUCUGCUCAUGGGGAGGAACGUUAUUUGGGAACAUUGGUUCAUAUGAAUGGGCAGAGGAUUUUAAGAGAGUUCUUCAAAGAAAUGUUGUUGCUUACCUUAGCCUCCAUAAUCCAGUCACAGGCAACUCAACUUUACAUCCUGUUGCAUCUCCUUCUCUUCAGCAACUGGCAGCAGAGAGCCAGAGCUUCAAGUGUGUGGAAAAGACUAGAUGUCCAGGAUCUAAUGUGAGUUCUGUGCAGAUACAGGGAGAUUCAGAUUAUUUCAUCAACCAUCUCGGAGUACCUGUCACGCAGUUUUCUUAUGAGGACAUCAAGACGUCAGAGAAUUCUAGCUUUCUUUCUGAAGCUCUUUUUCCUGUACAUGCAACAAAAACUGAAGAACUGGAUCCCUCCUUCAGCCUGCACGAGACCAUUGCAAAGCUAACAGGACAAGUGACUUUGCAAAUUGCCAAUGAACCAGUUUUGCCGUUUAAUGCCCUCGACAUCGCGUUAGAGGUUCAGAACGGUCUUAAAGGUGAUGAAGCAGACAUUCCUCAGUUACUUGCAGUGGCAUCACGUCUGAGGGACACCGCAGAACUGUUCCAAUCUGAUGAGAUGCGCCCAGCUAAUGACCCAAAGGAGCGAGCUCCUAUCAGAGUGAGGAUGCUCAAUGAUGUGCUACAAAGCCUGGAGAAAAGCUUCCUGAUUCAUCGAGCUCCUCCAGGACUCUACAGAAAUAUUCUUUACAGACUAGAUGAAAGGACAAGCCAGUUUUCAGUACUACUAGAGGCACUGGAGCACUGCAAACUGCAUCAGUCAAAUGAGACCAUUCAAGCAGCUUUGUCAGAGGUACUGAACAGCAUCAAUUCAGCUCAGGUUUACUUCAAAGCAGGACUUGAUGUGUUUGAGACUACCUUAGCUGGAAAGAAAUGAGAGAAUUCUCUGCAUUCUAAGACAAUUGUUUACAACUUGCUAAACAAAAGUUCAGCUUGGACCAGAAUUUCUCUGAGGAUGAAACCUUUCUCAGCUUUUCUUUCAGUUGGCACUUAAAGGUACCACAAUGUGUGUUUUUAUAAAUAAAAAACAGUCUUUUGCACUGUUCAUGAUAUA